Messenger RNA from Pezoporus flaviventris, 2522 nucleotides. It is a transcript of the gene COL26A1, whose product is annotated as collagen type XXVI alpha 1 chain. The record is from RefSeq and is a predicted model, not a curated record. The transcript is spliced from 16 exons. Gene Ontology annotation, molecular function: protein binding. Lineage: Eukaryota; Metazoa; Chordata; Aves; Psittaciformes; Psittacidae. Bases 62 to 1579 code for a protein of 505 amino acids.
GCCUGCCGAGUCCUGUGAGAGGAAAAAAGGGGUGCAGGAGGAGAUCCCCGUUCUUGCAAAAAUGCAGUUGGCUCUUUUCUUGUCCUGGUGCUGCUGCCUGCAUGGAUGCGCGCUGGGGACUGGCUUCCUUUAUCAAUUCCCAGCAUCAACCCUGCAGCACAACUACCCAGAACAGAGCUCGGGCUCGCCGGGCAGCGGCUUCGCCAGUCGCCGGCAUUGGUGUCACUAUACGGUUACACGGACAGUUUCCUGCCAAGUGCAGAAUGGGUCAGAAACGGUGAUCCAGCGAGUUUAUCAGAGCUGCCGGUGGCCAGGACCUUGUGCCAACUUAGUGAGUUACAGGACUCUCAUCAGGCCCACGUAUAAAAUGUCCUACCGAACGGUGACCACGCUGGAGUGGAGGUGCUGCCCUGGCUUCACGGGGAGCAACUGUGAAGAGGGUUCAUCUGGCCGCCAGCACGGCUCCUUUCCCAACCAGGACCAAUGCAUGAACUGCACGAGACUAGCAGAUAUGACCGAGAGGCUAAACACGCUCGAGGCCAAGAUCCUUCUGCUCGAGGCUGUGGAGCGAAGCCCACCAUUGGAAAACAACCUGCCCAUCACUGGGACGACAGCCACAUGGUAUGAUGAUUUGCUACCAGAUGCCUUUCCCCUGCUGAAUCCUGGAGCUGUCCUGAGAAAAACAGUGGGAUCUGUUGAGCCUAAAGGACACAGAGGUGCACAGGAGCAGCUAAUACCACAGGGGCUGCCGGGACAGGUUGGACCUCCAGGCCCAGUUGGACCAACUGGUCUUCCAGGACCACCAGGACCAAAAGGAGAGAAGGGACAACCUGGUGAGAGGGGCCCAGCAGGGCCACCAGGGCUGUUGGGACCUCAAGGACCGAGAGGACUGCCAGGAGAAACAGGGAUCCCAGGUCCCCCCGGUCCUCCGGGGCCACCAGCCCCCCCAAGCCUCCCUCUUACCUUCCAACAAGGAGUUCUCUACUCGCUCCAGCCCACAGCUGAAAAAGAAAAUGGAGAACCCCAGCUGGCCUCCACCGUCAUCGACACCAUCAUGGCUGGCCUGCCAGGACCACGGGGAGCCCCAGGCCCUGUUGGGCCACCAGGGCCACCAGGAGCAUCAGGACCCAAAGGGCCACCAGGACCUGUCGGAGCCCCUGGAUCACAAGGCUUACCAGGCUCUCCAGGACAACCUGGACCAAAGGGCUCCAAAGGAGACCGAGGAGAGAGAGGACAAGCAGGUCUGGCUGGAGAGAGGGGCAUUAAGGGAUUUCCUGGUGAACCAGGCAAGAAGGGUGAGGAAGGUGACAAAGGUGCUGAUGGGGAAGGUGUUCAACAGCUUCGAGAAGCUCUGAAGAUUUUAGCCGAGAGGGUGUUGAUUCUUGAGCACAUGAUAGGAAUUCAUGACUCUUUAUCUUCCAUUGAGCCAGGCUCUGGACAGGAUGUGAUCCCGGGCUCCCCUCUGCGAACCAGCAUCAAGAUCAAACGUGGAGGACCGCAGCAGCCGCAGGCCUACCAGAUCCUCUCUUCACUGCUGGAUGACAGUGAAGCCAAAAGGAGAAGCAAUCGGAUGAAGUAGGAGCAUCUAUGUGUUCUUCAUGUCUGUUCACCAAUUAAAGAUACAGUAUCCCAGUGCUUAAUUGCAAAGUGCAAAUGGAGUCAGUAGGAGGCUGCAGUGUUGGCAAUGAGGUUUCCUUACCUGGCCAAUACUACGCCCUCGUUGCAGGAAAUGUCUUAUCCUUAACAAAUAGCUCAAAGAGGGUCUGAUGAACAUUUGUCUUGAUUUUGUUGGUUUGCCUUUGGAACAGCAGAUGGCAGGUAUCCUUAGAAGCUGUCUACAGAAAUGACACCUCCUGACUGUGUCUCUGCAGUUUAAUCCUCCCUUUGUUUUCUCACUGCCCUUCAGAGUUACUCAGUUACAGAACUGCUUAACUGGCCGAGACAAUCAAUCCCAUCUAGACUCAAAGUCAAGCCUUACCCUUGUCCAUUGGUACAGUGGAUGGCAUCCACUCUUUUAUGUAGUGGUGUCAUGCUUACUUUCAGGUGAAGAUGCCACUUCCACAGGCCAUUAAAGCAUGACCUGCAAGGAUUUCUUUUAAGGAAAGAGCAAUUAAAACUGUUACUUUGAAAGUUCAGGUAACUCUUUGGAUUUUAGCAUCAAAAACUUGGCUUUUCGUGUUGCUAAUUGCAUGUGAGCAGCGUUAGUUCUAUUUGUGGUUGGCUAAGCAAGGACUUUAGAUGCAAAUGUUCAUGGCAGCAGAGACUUUCUAGCUAUACUCAGUGGUAUUAGAUUGUUUCUGUGAAAACAUAGAGCAGUUUGUAUGAGGUACGACGGAAUUGUGCAAGUUUUCCCAUACCGUGUUCAGCUCGUGCAUACAUCCAGGGGUAAUUAAUGUAAGCAGCAGCAGCAGCUAGUCACAGAAGAGGAUAUUUUGCAAUAGUUUCUUAAUCCUGCAUCAAUAAGGAAAAACGUUUUCACACUGUUUCAUUUUUCUCUUGUGAAUAAACCCUCGCCGCUUGAA